Miscanthus lutarioriparius is the source of this 2844-nucleotide messenger RNA. The record is from the annotation of a GenBank genome assembly. NCBI's taxonomy places the organism in Eukaryota, Viridiplantae, Streptophyta, Magnoliopsida, Poales, Poaceae.
AUGGAGGCUGCUUUAGCAUCUGGACUGUCAAAGGUUGUAGGAAACAAGCUAGUUUCACUGGUAUCAAGUGAGUUUGCUGCCAUAACUGGUGUGAAAAAAGAUCUCUCUGAGCUCCAGGGUGUACACGCAGAGAUUAUGAGUUGGCUGUCUUUGCUUCAUGACAGAGCAAUAGAGAGUGACCCAUCGCUUCUAUGGUUGAUAAAAUUGAGAAAUCUUCUUAAUGACAUCUAUGAUUUACUUGAUGAAGUAUACCUUGAAGAUGAAAAAUACAGGAUAGAUAGAGACCAUGGCAAGCAUGCUAUAGCUGUCUGGUUUUGUGGGAAACCAAAGUUGCUUCUGUUUCGACGGAAGGUGGCCCAUAAAAUCAAAGCAAUCAAGGUGGAAUUUGAUGCAAUUGUGAAGCAAAAAAGUGAUGCCAAUACUAUACUACAUAAUUUACAUUUGGAUCAACUAAUACAAUGCAAAAAUAAGAUAACUAGGGAGCCGUCCUUAAUGAGUAAUAAUAAAGAGUCAAAAAUACCAUCAAGGGAUCAUGUGAAGAGUGAAAUCAUAUUAGAGCUUGUGGAAUCUAAAAAAGGAGAAGCUGGUCGUAUAGUUUCUAUUGUUGGGCUUGGUGGAUCUGGCAAAACUACGUUGGCCCAACACAUCUGGCAUGAUGACAAGAUAAAAGGGCACUUCAAAGAUACAAUAUUCUGGAUCCAUGUGUCGCAAGAAUUUUGCAGGGACAAACUUAUAGGCAAGCUAUUUGAAGCUAUCAUUGGGCAGAAGUCAGAUCAUCACGCUCAACAACACAUGCUCCGUGUGAUUUCAAACAAAUUGAGUGGUAAUAAGUUUCUUCUUGUUAUGGAUGAUGCUUGGCAUGAGGACAGGCAUGACUGGGAAAAUUUCAUGGUGCUCUUAGACAAUGGUGCACCGGGAAGCAAGAUUCUUCUAACUACCCGUAAUCAAAGUGUUGCGAAAGCAGUGGAAUCUAAGGCUAUAUUCAAAUUGACAUUCUUAUCAGUGGAUGAGAGCUGGAGCUUCUUUCUAAACACUUGUGGUUGGGUAGAGGAAGAUUUGGGCUAUGCUUUUAUUCCAGUAGGAAAAUAUAUCGUCAAGAAGUGUGGUGGGUUGCCACUAGCAAUAAAAACUCUCGGAUCUGUACUCCGGGAAAGAAGGGGGAUAAAUACUUGGAGGGCCAUAAGAGAGAGUAAUUUAUGGGAUGAAGAGAAUAUAGAAGCUCGUGUGUUCACAUCCUUGAAACUAAGCUAUAUUUACUUGAAAGAUCAUCUGAAGCAGUGCUUUACAUUUUGCUCUAUAUUCCGUAAAGGUUGUGAAAUCAACAAAGACUACUUGAUUGAACAAUGGAUGGCCCAUGGAUUCAUCAAGUUGAAGAAGGAAGAGCUAGCACAUGAUAUUGGAAAUGAAUACUUUGAUUCCCUUAUGAGAGCUAGUUUUCUUCAUGAUCCAGUUGAAACUUUUCCACAAAGAAGUGUAUCUUGCAAGAUGCAUGAUCUAAUUCAUGAUCUUACUCAGUAUAUUUUACGGAAUGAAGUGGCGACGUCUCUACCAAAGAAGACUACAGAUUGUUCACAAAAUUGCAGAUAUUUAUCUUUGACAUCUUGCAGUGGGAAGGUUGAAAGGGCUCUAUUUUACAAGGUCCGUGCUGUAUAUGUCUCUGGAGGUAACCCAUCAUUUGAUAAUCUUGUUAAGAAGAGUUUCUAUGUCCGCAGUGUUGUUCUAGACUAUGCAGUUGAUACUCCGUUUCCAUUAUUUGUAUUGAAGUUAGAACAUCUUGCAUAUCUUGAAAUACAUCAUGUUAGCUGCCCAAAACUUCCAGAAGCUAUCUCUGUCUGUUGGAACUUGCUGUCACUUCAUCUUAUUAGUUGCAAAGGUUUUGUGACAUUACCUGAGUCUAUUGGCAAACUUAAGAAGCUACAAACUCUAGAGUGCAAUAUUAUUACUGAUCUCAAGACUUUGCCUCAGUCCAUUGAUUUCAAUGGGGAGUUAAGCAACUUACAGACAGUCAGCUUACAUGGUUGUCGGGUUCUCCAAGAUCUACCAAACACAUUUGCCUGUCGUAUCCUGCAUACUCUUGACCUAUCUGAAACCAAAAUAACUGUGCUACCCCAAUGGGUUGCUUCAAUUGGUACUCUAGAGCAUAUAGACCUUCAUAAUUGCAAGGAGCUGGUGGAGUUGCCUAAAGGUGGUCAUGUGGAAAUUAGCAACCUUAAAGACCUAAAGGAUCCAAGUGAGGCAGAAAAGGCCAUGUUGAAGCAGAAGAAUAUAUGGAGUUUGGAGUUGGGUUGGUCUUCAAGUCAAACCGAGGAAGAGUUAGGAUCAGAUGUGGAACAAGACCAGGGUAAAAUGAUAAAGCACACCAGCCUAUGCCAGUUCCUUUCUCUAACAAACAUGACACUAGAAGGAUUUCCAAACUUGAAGUAUAUCCGAGGACUUUUGGUGUUUGGUUCGCUGAAGUCCCUGAACCUGCUCAGAAUGGCUAAUUUAGAGGAGCUGCGGACUACGACAAGUGGUUUUGAAAUUCAGGAGGAAGAAUUUGGAGCACAAUGCUGUUUCCCUGUCCUGUCUGAGCUAUGCGUAACAGGCUGCCCAAAAUUGAAUGUGAAGCCCUACUUCCCACCUUCAUUGGGGACGUUGUCUUUUGAAGACAGCAAAGAGCAGCAGCUAUGUCACGACCCUAACCAGAUAGAAGGAUUCGCCGGCGUGCACGCGCGGCUGGGAGCACGGCGAAGGCGCCGCCUCGAGCAAGCAACAAAGGAGAAAGAGGAUUCGGGAAUUAGUUUUUUGUUAUUCGCUGACCUCCCAUCCUCCCACACAGCGAGUAUAUGUUCAGUCUUACGGUAA